Neohortaea acidophila is the source of this 5118-nucleotide messenger RNA. RefSeq lists its product as uncharacterized. Bases 150 to 5030 code for a protein of 1626 amino acids. Lineage: Eukaryota; Fungi; Ascomycota; Dothideomycetes; Mycosphaerellales; Teratosphaeriaceae. Gene Ontology annotation, cellular component: plasma membrane. The record is from RefSeq and is a predicted model, not a curated record. Gene Ontology annotation, biological process: intracellular protein transport; post-Golgi vesicle-mediated transport; endocytic recycling. Gene Ontology annotation, molecular function: ATP binding; ATP hydrolysis activity; magnesium ion binding. The transcript has 3 exons.
AGGACACUUCCACUUCACUCCAAUGUCUACUCCGCCUCCCAGAUCGCACCCCUGCUCAAGCGCAUGAGCAGUCCGGGAAGAGAAUGAUCAUUACCGGCGGAACAUGGCAGUCAAACUCCACACCUACCACUCGCUAAUACGAACGUGCAAUGCCACCAGACGAGGCUGCGGACGAGGAAGGUGUGAGGCGGAGGCGAUCGCACGACUAUCACGAUGAUGCGGAGAUUGGCGUAGAUGGCGCAAGAGAUGGAGUCCACGUUGGCACACGCACUCUCAGUCUACACGAAGCCUCCACGCAGCGUUCCUCGGGAAGCGACAUCACCCCGCCGCUGUCAUCAUCGAGACCCAUGUCUACAGGCGAGGCGGGGGUGACACGCAAUAUCGCUGGCAAGAAGAGAAAGAGCGAUGAGAUUGCCAGGGACAGUCCGACUGCAAUGGAGGCCCACGGAUCUCCGUCCUCUCCAAUGCGCAUCGAUACCAGAGCUGCCAACAACCCUACGCAAAGAAGGCCACCCGUACAUACCACUCCCUCCUCGCCGCGCUCCAGACAUCGAGGCAUGUCCUUGCGCACUUCUCUAUUCACCAGGAAUGUCGACCGAGCAACACCGGCCGGAGACUCGAUCAUUGAGAUGCACGACCUGCCCGGCUCUAGCAGCCAAUUCAGCGACUCUGACCACGUCAAGAAAGAUAUUCAGCCCUCGGUUAGCGUGACUGCAAUCCAUGGCGACUUUGGCCCGCCCACCCCGGAGCGAACUCGACACGGCCGCAUCAGCCUGCUUCCCUCCACUUCUGCCGAUGGCUCUCUGACAAAAGGACCGCGAGGAAUGUCCGUAUUGCCAAACUACCAGCAAUGGAUGCAGGAACAAGCGAACAGACAUCUACCCGUCCGGCGCGCCAAACAGACAUACAAGCAAUUACGAAAAUGGAUCCUUCGAAUCCAAGAGAUCCCACCUUCCAAGGACGGCAGACAUAUCCCGCUGGACCCUCAUCGAAAGAAGGCUUUGAUAGACGAGCGCACCCGACGGCCAUUCGUGAGCAACUUUAUCAAGUCCUCCAAGUACACGCUAUGGAACUUCUUGCCUCGACAGCUCUUUGCGCAGUUCUCGAAGCUGGCAAACCUCUAUUUCUUGACCAUCAGCAUCCUCCAAAUGAUUCCGGGACUGUCGACAACAGGCUCCUAUACCACCAUCAUUCCGCUCAUGUGCUUCGUUUCAAUCUCAAUGGCCAAGGAAGGAUACGAGGACUUCCGUCGGCAUCGUUUGGACAAGGCUGAGAACAAUCGAGAAGCACUCGUCCUUCAUGCAUACAGGCCCGUGCAAGUGGAAGCAGAGGAGCUGAAGGAUGGACCGGUUCACUGGGCGACAGUCAAAUGGCAGUCCUUGCAAGUCGGUGACAUUGUCAAAGUAGACCGUGAUCAGCCAAUACCGGCCGAUAUCAUGUUACUCAGCAGCAAAGGCCCGAACAACACCGCCUACAUCGAAACGAUGGCGCUGGAUGGUGAGACAAACCUCAAGACCAAACAGCCCAGUGCCGCUCUAGUUGGCAAAUGCGCAACACCUGAGGAUAUCGUGGGGUUGAAGAGAACUGAAAUGGCAGUUGAGGACCCUAACAUUGAUCUGUACAACUUCGAAGGCAGGCUGUCGGUACACGACGACACGAGCCCCCUCACCAACAACGAAAUCAUCUACCGAGGCAGUAUCCUCCGCAACACCCCCGAAGCAAUCGGAGUCAUCCUCUAUACCGGCGAUGAGUGCAAAAUCCGGAUGAACGCCAACCGCAACCCCCGCAUCAAAGCGCCCUCCUUGCAAGGCGUCGUCAACAAGAUCGUCAUCUUCAUGGUCUUCUUCGUCGUCGGCCUUGCCCUCAUCAACACCAUUGCCUAUCAAGUCUGGCACGUGGACUACGAGCAGAAAGCAUGGUACCUCACCGACGCGCACGUGGCUUUCAUCCCUAUUAUUGUCAGCUUCAUCAUCAUGUUUAAUACCAUGAUUCCAUUGUCGCUGUACGUCAGCUUGGAGAUCAUCAAGGUCUCGCAGAUGGCGUUGAUGAAUUGCGAUCUGGACAUGUAUGAUGAAGCUAGCAAUACCCCUUUUGAGGCGAGGACGUCGACGAUCAAUGAGGAGCUGGGACAGGUCAGCUAUAUCUUUAGUGACAAGACUGGCACGCUGACGGAGAAUGUUAUGCGAUUGCGGAAGUUGAGUGUUGCUGGGGCUGCUUGGUUGCAUGAUACAGAUUUGAAAGACACUCCCAUGGAAGACAGGGAGGUAGGAGACAAGGUUGACGGCAAAUCCAAAUGCAAGCAUGCGAUGUGGAAGCUUCCAAGGAAGUCCACCACCGGCAGCAGACCGAACAUCAACAACAUGCCCAAAUCGUCGCACGGGAUCGAAGCCGCACCCAGGAACUCUACCACCUCGUGGCACUCCGCGGUCCCUGCUAUCCGCCAGCCAGAUAUGUCGACUGCCGAGAUCAUCCGCUACAUUCAGCGGAACCCGCAGACGCCGUUUGCCAAACGAGCAAGCAUGAUGAUUCUCUCCCUGGCCGUAUGUCACACUUGUCUCCCCGAGAUCGGCCAGGACGGCGAGCUCAGUUACCAAGCCGCAUCCCCAGAUGAGAGAGCCUUGGUCGAGGCGGCGAGUGAGUUGGGGUACACAUUUUUCGACAAGACCCUGAGCACGCUCACCCUCAAAACCUUCCCCAACGGCCCGGCCGCAGAGCCUGUGUUGGAGAAGUACGAACUUCUAGACGUCAUCGACUUCUCCAGCACGCGGAAGCGCAUGUCUGUUGUGCUCGCCAUGCCCGAUGGCCGCCUCUGUGUCGUUUGCAAGGGCGCCGAUUCUGUCAUUACUGAGCGCCUGCGACUCGCCGAUCUUGCACGACAGAAGAUUGCGGAGGUUGAGAGGCGUGCGAGCCAGCGACGAAAUCUGGAGGCGCAGGAGGUCUUGCAUCGGAAGAGUGAGAGUGCGGAUCGCAGAAGCAGUGUUGGGAGUUUUCCGCGGACGAGCCUGACGCUGCGUAGUGGUUCUGUUAGUGGUCGGGCGAGUUUUGGACGCCUGACACCAAUUAAAGACGAUGACGAUGACUCGUUGGUGGAUCGAAGUGCUCAUACGCCAAGAGCUUCUGCUCAAAUUGGCCGUCAUUCAGUCGCAUAUUCAGAGCAUGUGUGUUCAGAAGUGCGGGUCGAAGAGAGUGUGGCGACGGACGAAUCGACUGUCAUCGAAAGAUGCUUUCAACAUGUGAACGACUUCGCCACGGAAGGUCUACGAACACUGCUAUACGCCCACCGCUAUCUCAGCGACGACGAGUAUCGGUCGUGGAAGAAGGUCUACCAAGACGCGACCACUUCCCUCGUUGAUCGACAGCAGAAGAUCGAAGCGGCCGGCGAGCUGAUCGAGCAAUCACUCGAGCUUACCGGCGCUACGGCAAUCGAAGACAAACUACAACAAGGCGUGCCGGAGACCAUCGAACGCCUCCGCCGCGCCAAUAUCAAACUGUGGAUGCUCACGGGCGACAAGCGCGAAACAGCCAUCAACAUUGGCCACUCCUGCCACCUGAUCAAAGACUACUCCACCGUGACCAUUCUCGACCACGAAGCCGGCGACAUUGAAACAACCCUCACCGCUGCCCUGCUCAACAUCCACCACGCCACGGAAACCAACACCAUCGCGCACUCCGUCAUCGUCAUCGACGGCCGCACCCUCGCCCACCUCCAAGCCUCCCCAACACUGCACACCCUCUUCCUCGACCUCGCCAUCCUGGCCGACAGCGUCAUCAGCUGCCGCGCCUCGCCGAGCCAAAAAGCGCACCUCGUGCACGCCAUCCGGCGGCGCGUGAACCGCAGCGUGACGCUGGCGAUCGGCGACGGCGCCAACGACAUCGCCAUGAUCCAGGAGUCGCAUGUUGGGGUGGGGAUCACGGGCAAGGAAGGGCUGCAGGCUGCGCGGUGCGCGGAUUACGCCGUGGCGCAGUUUCGCUUUUUGCAGAAGUUGUUGCUUGUACAUGGGCAUUGGAAUUAUGUGCGGACGUGCAAGUAUACUUUGGCGACGUUCUGGAAGGAGAUGCUGUUUUACCUCACGCAGGCUUUGUACCAGCACUGCACCGGAUAUACAGGCACGUCGCUGUACGAGCAGUGGUCGCUCAGCCAAUUCAACACGCUCUUCACCUCCCUCCCCGUCAUCUUCCUCGGCAUCUUCGACCAGGACCUCCGCCCCGCAACCCUGCUCGCGCACCCCGAACUCUACUCCGCCGGCCAACGCAACGCGCACUUCAACUUCCGCCUCUACCUCGCCUGGAUCAGCAUGGCCAUCGCCGAAGCAGCGCUCGUCUUCUUCACCAUGGAAACCCUCUGGGGCGCCGCCGUGCAGCCCGUGCCCGGCGGCCAGGACCUAUACUCCAUGGGCUUCCUGACCUUCACGGCGUGCGUGGUCAUCAUUAACACCAAGCUGCAGGUGCUGAUGCAGCGAUAUCGCACCUACUUGGCGGCGGGCCUGUGGGCGCUGGAGGUUGGGGGGUGGUUUGCGUUUAAUGCGGCGUUGAGUCUGACGUAUGCGGAUAAUUAUAUUUAUGAUGUCAAGGGGGCGUUGUUGCGGGGGUUUGGGCGGGAGGUGGGCUGGUGGGUCACGCUGGGGGUUACGAUUUUGGCGGUGUUGGUGUGGGAGGUGCUGGUUAGGGUGGUGUUGAAUGUGGUUAUGCCGACGGAGGUGGAGGUUUGGCAGGAGUUGGAGGGGGAUGUGGGGCUGAGGGAGAAGUUGGGGGUUUGUGAUGGGGAAGAGUUGGGAUUGAUGGGUAGUGGGAGGGAGGUGGAGAUGGAAGAGCAGGCGAAGAGGGAAGGCGAGGUGAGAGAUCUACUUGGUUUUCGGGAGAGGGGGUUGGAAAAGAAGGAUGGGGUUGUGGAGCAGAUUGAGUUUCUCGGGCAGACAGGAGACGAUGGUGAGGAUGAGAGCGGUUCUGGGCCGGUGAGGAAGAGCACGGAUGAACAGGAGAUGCUGUCGAGGCGGUUUGGCAGCGUGAGACGUGGGAGUUUGGGGGGUUGAGGAUUGGAUGUGCGAAAAACGGCCUUGCAUACAUGUAGGAGGGGAUUUGAUGUGUAAAUGAAAGCAUGAAUGGAUAUAUGAGAUGAUA